GCGGGAGCAACGGCGCAGAGGGGUGACGGAGUCUCUGUCAAACGUCGCCUAGUUGCUCUCAUCCCUUGGUUUGACGGUCGGAGACUAGGGAAAGGAGAGCCACCCGCCAAAUGAGGAAGGGCCGGAGGCUGAGUCUGAGAGGCUCGGCGACCGUUAGCGGUUCCCGAAGAGCGGCAGAACCUGAAUCGAAGAAAAAGAAGAAAUUAGUAGCUAUCCAUCAGGCUCUGAAUGUUGACCCAGUGGAUGUGGAAACUCUCCGGCAAUCCGCCAUUAGCGAGGGUGGGCUCCUGACCGAUGACAUCCGCAGGAAGGUCUGGCCAAAGCUGCUGAAUGUAAAUGCUUAUAACCUACCUCCAAAACCAGGCAAGGACAUAAGGGAAGGCCACAAAGACUACAACCAGGUGCUUAUGGAUGUACAACGGUCACUACGCAGGUUUCCACAAGGCAUGAGUCCAGAGGAACGUGGAGUUCUGCAGGAGCAACUGAUCAACGUCAUCCUAUAUGUCUUACAGAGGAACAUACAGCUUCACUAUUAUCAGGGCUAUCAUGACAUUGUCGUGACGUUCCUCCUGGUUGUCGGUGAAAGGAUGGCCAUUGCACUCAUGGACAUACUGUCUUCCCAUCAUCUCAGGGAUUUUAUGGAUCCCACAAUGGACAGCACGAAACACAUUCUAAACUACCUAAUGCCAAUUCUGCAGCGGGUGAACCCACAGCUCCAUGACUUUAUACAGAGGGCUGAGGUUGGCACCAUCUUUGCCCUGAGCUGGCUGAUCACCUGGUAUGGUCACGUCCUCUCCAAGUUUCGCCAUACUGUCAGGCUCUACGACUUCUUUCUGGCAAGUCACCCAUUGAUGCCUGUCUACGUUGCGGCAGCGAUUGUACUGCACAGGGAGGAAGAAGUACUAAAAUGUGACUGUGACAUGGCCAGCGUCCAUCAAUUAUUGUCCAAGAUACCGCAGGACCUUCCUUACGAGACACUGAUCAUCAAAGCGGAGGAGCUGUUUUCCCACCACCCACCCCUUGAGCUUGCAAAACAAGCAGCACUUCAACUACGCAAAAGCAUUGCCAUCAGCACCUUCCAGGACUUCCAGGUGGCUACAUCUCGGCAGCGUCCUGAUGCUGUGCUCCGUGAACAGUUCAAGGAGAAGCCUCGCCUGCCCCCUGCUGAUGCUGACGCAGCAGCUCUUCCAGUGGGGGCCAACCAACUGGUCAAGGUGGCAGUGUGGGGACUGACGGCAACCCUGGGAGCAGCUGCUUUGGCUGUGGUCAACACGGCAGUGGAGUGGGCUCCGGAGUUUGUUUUUCAACUGUUUCCAUAACGAGUGACUGAGGCAGCGGGAAUGUGUGGCCUGCAAUCUGCUGCAUUGAGAAACACCUCUUAGUUGAAACACAGUGAUUGGAACAAGGAGCCAGUAGUGCGCUGUGCCAAAAACUUGUACUGGGAGCAAUAAGUGUGGUCUUUACAUUAACUAUUUCCAACAUCCUUCAAAAUAGGAGGACACUGGAGAACCAGCCAUAAACCCUGCCAACUCCCUGUCUGGGAAGCACCCCUCUAGUUCACAGAAUCCCUACAGUGGGGAAACAGGCCAUUCAGCCCACCAACUCUCCAAAGAGCAUCCCAACCAGAUUCACCUAGCUACUCUGUCCCUGU
Molecule: messenger RNA, 1651 nt
Organism: Rhincodon typus (whale shark)
Lineage: Eukaryota; Metazoa; Chordata; Chondrichthyes; Orectolobiformes; Rhincodontidae
Exons: 8
Coding region: 111-1319 (402 amino acids)
Biological process (GO): positive regulation of GTPase activity; endoplasmic reticulum to Golgi vesicle-mediated transport
Cellular component (GO): endoplasmic reticulum membrane
Molecular function (GO): GTPase activator activity
Source: RefSeq, a predicted model, not a curated record